CAGUCUCUCCGGGUCUCCGCCCGGGGUGGGUUGAAGGGUGUGAAGGGCCAGACAGGGGGCGCGAAGAUGCCCCAGGACGGCGUCGCCGGCGGCGCGCCCGGGCAAGGGAAGGGAGCCCUGGCUGCCGCCGCCGCCGCCGCUGCCGCUUCUGCCGCCUCUGCCGCCGGAGUGGUUGGGCUCGGUGGCGGGGCGCUCCUGCCGAGCCCCGCGUUGGUGGCCUCCGUAGCUGCGCCCGUCCCGGACCCGCUAAGGCGCUUUGUGUUAUUCUUGGAAAAUUUCGCACCACUUGUGAAUUCCUUGAACCUGGGCAUUGCAAACCCACUUCUGUUGGGCCCAUCUCCUUUGCAGUUUGCUCAGAUUAAGACACAGUUGGCUCUUCAACAGCUGAAUGCAGUUGCUUCACAUGGUUCAGCGUCACCUUAUUCUUUAUUAAAUCAAUCAUUCUUGAAAAUAGCCAUGUCGAGACCCAGGUUCAAUCCUCGAGGACACUUUCCAGGUCAAAGGCCGCAAGCACCUAACCCUUCUGGGAUGAAGCCUCAUGGAGGAUAUAUGAGAACUGAAACAAUGGGUAUCCCAAGAUUACACCCAUCAGGAAGACCCCAUGGAAUAGUGCAAAGAUUUGGGGGCCAUGAGUCUUACCAGAGCAUGGGCCCCCAUAGGACAAAUGUUCAGAUGAUGCAGCACCGAACUGACCCAAGAUUGGCCAAAGAAAAAAUGGAUUUUCAUGAAGCUCAACAAAAGAAGGGGAAGCCUCAUGUUGGUCAGUGGGAUGAUAGUCCUCGUCCAUCUGGAACAGCAGGAUUGAAACGAGGUUCUGCACCACACAUCACAGACCAGAGUCCCAAAGUACACAGUCGAUACACAAAGGAGAGCGCGUCAAGUAUCUUAGCAAGUUUUGGAUUAAGCAAUGAAGACCUAGAGGAACUCAGUCGAUAUCCCGAUGAACAGCUAACCCCAGAAAACAUGCCAUUGAUACUGAGGGAUAUAAGAAUGCGUAAAAUGGGGCGCUGGCUACCUAAUUUACCUUCCCAGAGAAGUGGUAAAGAAACACUGGGGGGUGAGACAGUUUCAAGUAAUGUGAUUGAUUAUGGACAUGCCAGUAAAUAUGGUUACACAGAAGAUCCAUUGGAAGUACGAAUUUAUGAUCCUGAAGAACCAACGGAAGAAAAUAAGAAUGAAUUUCAGUCCCAGCAGAAUAUUUCUGUGUCUGCUCCAAAUGUGAUAUGUAAUACAAUGUUUCCAGUUGAAGAUUUGAUCAGACAGAUGGGUUUCCAAAGUGAGUCCUCCAGUAACCAGUCAUUUUUCCCAGUUGAUAGUGGAAACAAGAUGUCAAAUUUAAACAUGACAGGACAGUCAGUCCUUGAACCAGUGAACUCUGUGAGCCAAUCUAUUAGUCAAGCAAUGAGCCAGUCACUUAUUUCUUCAAUGAGCCAAUCUCUGAUACCACCUCCUAUGAGCCAGCAGUCCUUUUCAGCUGAGUUAAUUACACCUGUAAGCCAACAGGAGAGGAUUUCUCAUGAACCUGUGAUUAAUUCAUCUAACAUGCACGUUGGGUCUGGAGGUGGGAAAAAAAAUUACUCCUCAGAACGCGAUGCUCCUAUACAGUCUCCAUUUGGAAUUGUAAAAGCAUCUUGGCUGCCCAAGUUUUCACAGUCAGGUGCCCAGAAGAUGAAGAGACUUCCAACUCCUUCUAUGAUGAAUGAUUAUUAUGCUGCAUCUCCAAGAAUAUUUCCACAUAUGUGUUCUCUAUGUAACGUAGAGUGUAGUCAUUUGAAGAAUUGGAUUCAGCAUCAGAAUACACCUGCUCACAUUGAGAGCUGCCGGCAAUUACGUCAACAGUAUCCUGAUUGGAAUCCUGAGAUCCUGUCUUCCAGGAGAGAUGAAGGCAAUCGAAAAGAAAAUCAGACUCCAAGGAGACGUACUCACUCAUCCAGUGUCAGUCCCCGCCGGUCUAGAGGGCCAAGCUUUGGUCACAAGUUGCGGAGAUCUCGGUCAAGAAGCCCUGCACGUUAUAUGCAAAGUAGACCAAGAAGUCGAAGUCCAAGAUAUUCACAUCGCUACAGUCCCAGACAUCGUUCUCGCUCACCACACCGUUCUCGCUCACCGCACCGUUCUCACUCACCGCACCGUUCUCACUCACCGCACCGUUCUCACUCACCGCACCAUUCUCACUCACCGCACCAUUCUCACUCACCCCACCGUUCUCACUCACCCCACCGUUCUCACUCACCCCACCGUUCUCGCUCACCUCACCGUUCUCGCUCACCGCAUCAUUCUCACUCACCGCAUCGUUCUCACUCACCUCAUCGUUCUCACUCACCUCAUCGUUCUCGCUCACCGCAUCAUUCUCACUCACCGCAUCGUUCUCGAUCACCGCAUCGAUCUCACUCACCACAUCGUUCUCACUCACCACAUCGAUCUAGAAAUCCCCUCAGGGGCAGUCCUAAGCCACCAAGAUCUGCCAGCUCUGAGUGGACAUCAAGGAGACGGCCAAGGUCACCAGAUAAAAGAAGCUCAUUGGAAGCUGUGGUACAGAGCCUAGAACAUGGUUUUCCUUCAGAGAUCAGUAAGCAGAAGCACUUUGAAGCAGGUGGGAAGGGAAGAUCCUCGACCCAGAAGACCCUCAGCAGUGAUUCAAAACCAGCCUGUAAGACUGUAGGCUCAGCGAAGAGUGAGCCCUCUUCAGCCAGUCACUCUGCUCGUCAUAAAGCCAAGAAUCCUGAAGAUGCCAGCUCAUCGCAGAUGCUGGAGGAAAGUGUUCCUCAAAGAAAGCCGUGGGAAGAUAAAUCCUUGCGUUGUGAUACAAUUAUUCAUGUAUCAGAAUUACCAACUGAUGGCUACACUGAGCAAGAUAUUAUACAAAUAGUUCAACCAUUUGGAAAAGUUAGUGAUCUCUUGAUUGUUCCAUCUAGAAAUGAGGCCUACUUGGAAAUGAAGUUUAAAGAGGCUGUGGCAGCUGCUGUGAAGUACUGUGAAACAACAGCAGUCCAAGUGAAAGGGAAGCGGGUGAAGAUCAGUGCCGUAGGGAAGAAGAAGCUACCAAGCGCUGCUCAGAAUAAAGAUGGGAAAAAAGUAGUUUCAGAAACAAAGAAGCCAUCAUCUUCAAAAAAAGAUGUGGAUGCUUCAAAGGCCGAAUCUGUAACGUCAGCUUCUAUUGCAAAACCUAGUGGACAGAAGACAACAGAAAGCAAAAAACCUAUAGAUCCCCAAAUUAAAGACUUUCAUAAGACUGUGACAGUGCCAGAUUUUUUUUCUUUUAAACUUGAACCGUUAUUGACUGAAUCAGAUCAGCUUACCAAGACUUUGGUUGACAAAGAAAACAUUGAAACCAGAAGCAUUUCAGAAACCAAGAACAUUCCUGAAACCAAGGUCACUGAGGGCGGUGCUAAAGAAAAUGUUUCAGCCGUUUCAGGAACCACUGAAAAGGAGGAUUCAUUUAUUAGCAAGGAAACUGAAGAAAUGUGUAUUGUCCUUAUUUCAAAUUUGCCAAAUAAAGGAUAUUCUACAGAAGAAGUUUCCAAUCUGGCAAAACCAUUUGGUGGUUUGAAGGAUAUUUUGAUUUUAUCAUCUCAUAAAAAGGCAUACAUGGAAAUAAAUAGAAAGUCUGCAGACUCUAUGGUAAAAUUUUAUACCUUCUUCCCAAUGUCCAUGGAUGGAAAUCAGCUUUCGAUAAUUAUGGCCCCUGAAAAUGUUAAUCUAAAGGAUGAGGAAGCUAUAUUCACAUCUUUGAUUAAAGAAUCUAACCCUGAGGUCAAUCUAGAUACAAUUCACAAUCAUUUUGUGCAUCUUGGCAACUUACCGGAUGAUGGAUACACUGAACAUGAGGUAGUUUGUGUUGGACUUCAGUUUGGAAAAGUAGAUCGCUACGUGUCCAUAAAUAAUAGAAACAAGGUAAUUCUUCAGUUAGAUAAUCCUGAAUCUGCUCAGAAAAUGCACAGCUUCUUAAAACAAAAUCCUUUUAACCUGGGUGAAAAUGUAUUGACCUGUACGUUGUCACUGAAGACAGAAUCGUCUGAGGUUCAAACUGAGAGAGACCCUGAAUCAGGAAAAGAGAGCCCUGACUUGAAACACAAUCCAGUUGAUGAAAGUGAGGUGCAAACAGCAGCUGAUAGCUCCUCAGUUAAGCCUAGUGAAAUCAAGGAAGAGACCACCCCCAGUCCCGUCCUCCAAAUGGAGCUUUCCACAUUGCAGGAAGACACCUUCAAGGGAGAACCUGAAAGAAGAGCAGUGUGUGACUCUGACUCAGCUCCUGGAAAGGUGGAGGUGGAAGUACAGGUGGAGGAGGCAGAGUUGGGGAAUCCUGAUGGUGCCUCUGCCCUGGCCAAGGCUGAACUCACCCAGGAUGGUACAGAGAAUUCCGUGCCUACUGCUCCAGACAACAUGGCUGAUCUGGGGAAGGAAGAGAUGGUCAGAGCUAAAGCUGAACUAGAGCCAGGUCCCUCCAGUGGGCUGUGGGCAGAAGAAAGGGACAGUAAGCAAAAGGUGGAAGAGUCUCUUCCUGAGACCGAAGAUGCCCACAGUGUGGAGAAGUCUGGAAAUGCCCUUUCAGGGCCUGGUGGAGAAGCAGCAGCAGGCAUGGAAAUGCUUGAAGUUGCUUCAGAAGUGCUACCUCCUGCUUUUCCCAUGGUCACAAUACAAGGAGCUUCUACUGGGAAUGAGAAGGUAUCAGUAAGCAAAGAGGAAAUUGGUGAGAAACACACCCUGGAGGAAAGGGAGGACAAGGUGAUUGAAUUCAGGGACACUAGAGUUGAGCUGAAAGCUGCGCUGGAAAUAGGACCAGAAAAAGACCCUGACAAAAAUGUAGCUGAGGAUGCGUUGGGUGUAGAGAAAUGUGAAAAGAAUGUCCUGGUGGCAAGAGAGAAAAUAGCAGACAACACUGUGACCAAGGAGCCUGUGAAUAAAGGAGUGGGCCAAGCUAGUAAGCCUGAUGAAACGAAUAAAACCAGUGUUCAGGUGGUGUCAAAUGCCUCCUCCAGCAAGCUGAGCUCCAAGCCUGGGGCUUCCACCCCAAACACACUCAAGACAAAAGUGACUGGUCAGAAAAGUGAGGUCAAAACGGAAGAUCAGAGGACAUGCUCAAAGCUUCUGGCCAAAAGCCAAGCAAGCACGGACAAGAAGCUUGUGGCCAAAGACAUGGGCUCCUUUAGAACUGCCAGUACCAGGUCUACCCUGGCUGAAAGCAGCAAAUCUAAAGCUUCCCCCAGCGGCAUAGCCAGAGGAGGCAGUGGGCGGACCUCACUUCCACAAGACAAGGAUUACAGGGCUCUAGCAAAACAGUCUCAAGAAACAGAGACUAGACCUUCCACCAUGAAACGGGAUGACAGCAGCAAUAAGACUUCUGCUGGGCAGAACACUAAGAACCCUAAAGGCAGCUCUGGUAAAACUGCCAAACCUAGAGAGGAGGAAGAACUUUUUCCAUUUAAUUUGGAUGAGUUUGUUACCGUGGAUGAAGUUAUAGAAGAGAUAGAUCCUUCUCAAGCCAAGCAAAAUGCACCAAAGGGGAAAAAGAAAGAACUUCCCAAGAAUCCUCCUUCCUCUGAGAUUAACUUAAAAAGAAGGAAGGGGAAAAGCUCAAUAUCUUGUGUUGCUGAGAGUGAGUUAUCUUUUGUUACAUUGGAUGAGAUUGGUGAAGAAGAAGAUGCAGCUGCUCACCUGACCAUAGAGUCUAAUUUAGAAACUAAAGCUCUGGUCACUGUAGAUGAAGUUAAUGAUGAAGAGGAGCUAAAUGUGGAAGAAAUGGUUAAAAAUGCGAAUUCCCUUCUUACUUUAGAUGAGAUAAUUGAGCAAGAUGAUUGCACUUCCCAUGGUGAACCUAAAGAUGUCACUAUUUUGUCAGUGGAUGAAGAGCGAGAUCUUUUGAAGAGGGAACCCCUAGUAACUGUGGAUGAAAUUGGAGAAGUAGAAGAGCUACCUUUAAAUGAGUCAGCAGAUAUAAAUUUUGCUCCUAUAAAUCCUAAGGAAGAAGAAAAUACUGUGAGGGAGUCCAUUGGCUUCAUCUCUUCUCAGGUGCCUGAGGACCCAACUACUUUAGUUACGGUAGAUGAAAUACAAGAUGACAGCAGUGAUGUCCAUUUAGUGACUUUAGAUGAAGUGACAGAAGAAGAUGAAGAGUCUUUGGCAGACUUUAACAACCUCAAAGAGGAGCUUAAUUUUGUUACUGUUGAUGAGGUUGGAGAAGAGGAAGAGGGAGAGAAUGACUUAAAAGUUGAGAUAACUAGAAAAGAUGUUUGCCCUGUGGCUAAAACAGGAGGCAUUAAGAAGAAACCUAAAGCUUUGCACCAAAUGGGCCAGAUUAGUGAGGAGGUUAUAGAAAAAGACCCCCAAACUCUGACUGAAAGACAUCUAGCAGAGCAAAGCAUGUCCCAAGUUGUUUCACUUCAAGAAAAGGGGAUGAAGCCAGAGAGCAAGCAAGAGCACUCAGCCAAAACUACAGUUAAGAGAAGUAGAACCAAGAAAAUGCCAUCGUCAGAGAGUUUUGACACAUCAGAACCAACAAAACUAGAAGAGGCCUCAAUGAAUAUAGUUGAAGAAUCUGGAUCAGAAGAUGCAGAACCAGAGAAAAAGAGAAAGAAAGAUGAAGAAUCUUCAUUAGACUUAGAUUUUCUUAUACCGAAGGCUGGUUUCUUCUGCCCUAUUUGUUCCCUCUUCUACUCUGAUCAGAAAACGAUGGCAAAUCAUUGCAAGAGUGCACGUCACAAGCAGAAUACGGAGAAAUUCAUGGCCAGGCAAAAAGAAAAAGAGCGGAAAGAGGCUGAAGAGAAAAGCUCCAGGUGAUCAGCAGAAGAAUUCAUCAAGAAUUCAUUUAGGGUCCAGUUGAUUUUAUGUAUUUUGUUAUCACUUAAUUUGUAACUUUGUUUCAGAAGCAGAUAUUCAUGUUGUACAAAUUUCUGAUUGCACUUGAUGUAGAAAGGACUGUUGGGGGUGGGGGGGGUGGGAGUAUGAUGGGUUUGAUUUUUAUAUCAAAUCAUCUGGCCUGGAGAAACAUCUUUUACAUACAAGUGUUGAAAUAAAUGUUGCUACUGUAUAUUUAACAGCA
This is a messenger RNA of Dromiciops gliroides (monito del monte), 7036 nucleotides long. It is a transcript of the gene ZNF638, whose product is annotated as zinc finger protein 638. Lineage: Eukaryota; Metazoa; Chordata; Mammalia; Microbiotheria; Microbiotheriidae. Gene Ontology annotation, molecular function: mRNA binding; zinc ion binding. The record is from RefSeq and is a predicted model, not a curated record. The transcript is spliced from 28 exons. Bases 67 to 6774 code for a protein of 2235 amino acids. Gene Ontology annotation, cellular component: nucleus. Gene Ontology annotation, biological process: RNA splicing; regulation of RNA splicing.